UCAACUUUUGGUUCCGAACUACAACACGACAUCGUUUGGACUUUGGAGGGUUGCGAAUGAGCCUGCUGGAUUCACCCUAGGGAAAAGCGGGAGUUGGGGGCGGAGUGAUGGAGGUAGACCCGUACGACAUCGCGCCGUGCUCUUCCCUUGCCGUUUCUUCAAUCGUCAACGUCGGAACGGCUGGUGCCAUUUGGGGUUUAUGCUCCGCUCCCCACGAUGCUCAUAAAUUCGGCCUGACUGGAAUAAAUCGAGCUGGGUUUGUGGCAAACUCGGUUGCCAGGUGUACCUUUCAAUGUGCACUUAUUGCUGGAAUUUCUACUUCUGUUCACUGUGGAAUGCAAAGAUAUCGGGGGAAGGAUGAUUGGGUGAAUGGUUUGGUUGCUGGGGCUAUGGCAGGGGGAGCUAUUGCUGCUCUAUCAAGAAGCUGGAAACAGGUGAUACCUACAGCUUGUCUGGUUUCUGCGUUGAAAAUUGCCGCCGACUAUGGUAGAAAAAAUGUGAAUACUUCUUGAUGGAAGACUGGUGGAACAAGGUUGUUCUGUCCCUAAAUUUGUGCGUAGAUUAGCACUCAUGAUCAGCAAGUGAUCAUUGUAUGACAAUUAAAUUCUUUGUUCUAGUUCUCAUUCGCUUCAUGAAAAUAGUAGCUGGAACCAAAAAGAAUAUAUUUUCUUUUUCAA
This is a messenger RNA of Rosa rugosa (rugosa rose), 677 nucleotides long. Its product is annotated as outer envelope pore protein 16-4, chloroplastic. Gene Ontology annotation, biological process: protein insertion into mitochondrial inner membrane. The transcript has 6 exons. Lineage: Eukaryota; Viridiplantae; Streptophyta; Magnoliopsida; Rosales; Rosaceae. Gene Ontology annotation, cellular component: TIM22 mitochondrial import inner membrane insertion complex. Bases 108 to 512 code for a protein of 134 amino acids. The record is from RefSeq and is a predicted model, not a curated record. Gene Ontology annotation, molecular function: transmembrane protein transporter activity.